GAGUCACAGCAUCACAACAAUCACAGCAUACUCUUUUGCAUCUCUUCGAUUCGAAACUGUUGAAUUUGUUAUAAUUUGAAUCAACGGUGUUCCUUGGUUCAAUUCCUAAUACCUUUUAAAUCCAAGUCUCUAGAGUACACCUUGAUUUAGAACUCACUCGAUGCCCUCGUAUCUAGCAUAGAUAUCUACACAAAUCCGGGCCCAUCACCCAUCGAAAUCAUGGCGCCCACAAAUCGCACCCUCCUCCUUCGGUCCUCCUCCCCAUCCUCAUCUCUACGAUCACCAUCUGAAUCUUCCUCUGCUUUCCGCGACCAAAAAGCUCGUAAACAAGAUAUAAUCCGCUACACCUCCUACGCCUCCGCCAUUCUCUCCUGUCUCUGCGCAGGUUCCAUCACCGCUUAUUCGCUCUAUGGCCAUUUAUUUCAAUCGCGAUUACAUUAUACACAACUGCAAGUCAAUAUUGUUAUCAUCGCGGCGGAAUUGGCAAUGUAUCUGCCGGUACCGGUAUUUGGAUAUCUAUGCGAUCGGGUUGGACCUGCGCCACUGUCUCUCGGGGCGGGAUUUAUGUUUGGAGCUGGAUAUGGAUUGGCGGCACUUACAUAUAAGAGUGGAGAGAAGGAUGUAGAGGGUUAUGUGACGGAAAGAGGAUGGCCAAUCAUCUGGAUGGUGAUUGCGUUCAUGAUUAUUGGGAUGGCAACCACUUGUAUGUAUAUUAGUGCGGUGACGGCAUGUGCGAAGAAUUUUGGGAAAUCGAAAUAUAGAGGCCUGGCGCUUGCAUGUCCAAUCGCGGCAUUUGGAUUGAGUGGAAUGUGGCAGAGUCAGGUGGGGGAGAAGAUAUUAUAUGAGAGAGGGAGAGACGGUCAAAGGGGAGAUGUUGAUGUGGGGAGAUUCUUUUCGUUCUUGGCUAUUACGCUUCUUGUGGUGGGAGUUAUUGGAUGUGGCUUGUUGAAGAUUGUGGAUGAGGAGGAGUUGAUUGAAGAAGCUGUUGAGGAAUUGGAGAGGAGUGGGUUACUUGGGGAGGAGGAAGGAUAUGCUAGGAGAGGAUAUGGUACUUUGAAUGGAGGAGAACGAGGUGAUGUUGAUGAGGAGGAUGAGGAAGCGAGAAAGAAGACUUGGUUAUUAAACGAGGAAACAAGGAGAUUCCUUAAAGAUCAUACUAUGUGGUGGUUAGCCAUUGGAUUUUUCUUCGUCUCCGGACCAGGCGAGUCGUUCAUCACAAAUUUGGGCACGAUCAUCGGCACGCUUCAUCCACCUACAAUCCACAAUCCUACUUCCGCAGCAACACACGUUUCAGUUGUGGCACUUACCUCAACCAUCGCUCGAAUCCUAUUUGGUACCCUCACCGAUGUAUUGGCACCGGUUCCCACAACACAUCAUUUCGGUUCUCUGUCAAAUUCUUUCGCUUCUCUCCCACCACAACCUAGAUCUCGUUUCACAAUAUCUCGUAUAACAUUCCUUAUCUUGUCCGCUCUCCUAAUUCUUUUAGGUGAUAUUCUACUGGCUGCAGGAAUUUGCCAAAACCACGCUAACCGCUUCUGGAUCAUUUCCACUCUCAUCGGAUCUGGUUACGGCGCUUUAUUCUCCCUGACCCCUUUGAUCGUAACGGUUAUCUGGGGUGUUGAAAACUUCGGAACUAACUGGGGAAUCGUGGCAAUGGUUCCAGCACUAGGUGCUACACUCUGGGGUGUGAUUUACAGUCAGGUCUACCAGAAAGUUGCCGAGGGAUUAUGGAAGGAAUUCCUUGGUGAUGGGGUACUUUGCUGGGGACAAAGCUGUUAUGCUGGUACCUUCUGGGGAAUGGCAGGGAGUGUGAGUGUUGGAAUUGGAUUCUGGGUUUGGGCUUGGAAGGGAAAGGACGGAUGGAGUGAUAGAGGGGUUGUAGUGUAGAUUUCUCAGGUGGAGGUCUGGGUGGGAUGGGUAUACGAAGUUAUGUAUGAAGUUGAUGGUUUUGAUAUAAGCAUCUAGCGUAUAUACUCAUGGUAUUAGCAAAUCGGCAUUGGGUUAUUGAGGAAAGGGAUCAUAAAUUGUGCAUAUUGCCUUUCGAAGGCAUACAUGGGUGUUUGUGGUUUGGGAUUAGUAAUAUUUUGUUUGUUCGGUCUGUUUAUUGGGGUACACUACACGGCAUUGUUCUAGUUAUGGAUUGCACAAUCGGGAGCUUAUUUGUAUGGAAUGUUUUUUUGUGUGUUUUAGGCAUUUUCUAAAUUGCGGUUUGUGCAUUGAAGGUGCAGUUAUAUAAUAUACUAUACAUAGGUAUUCGUUGUUAAUAUAAUUUUUGCCA
Messenger RNA from Botrytis cinerea B05.10, 2278 nucleotides. It is a transcript of the gene Bcmch1, whose product is annotated as Bcmch1. The transcript has a single exon. Gene Ontology annotation, cellular component: membrane. Gene Ontology annotation, biological process: transmembrane transport. Gene Ontology annotation, molecular function: transmembrane transporter activity. The record is from RefSeq and is a predicted model, not a curated record. Lineage: Eukaryota; Fungi; Ascomycota; Leotiomycetes; Helotiales; Sclerotiniaceae. Bases 220 to 1887 code for a protein of 555 amino acids.